This is a messenger RNA of Clarias gariepinus (North African catfish), 1878 nucleotides long. It is a transcript of the gene uros, whose product is annotated as uroporphyrinogen III synthase. The transcript has 10 exons. Gene Ontology annotation, biological process: uroporphyrinogen III biosynthetic process. Bases 262 to 1053 code for a protein of 263 amino acids. The record is from RefSeq and is a predicted model, not a curated record. Gene Ontology annotation, molecular function: uroporphyrinogen-III synthase activity. Lineage: Eukaryota; Metazoa; Chordata; Actinopteri; Siluriformes; Clariidae.
UAUGUAUGGCUAGCAACGCAUAAGUCUCCGAAAAGCUCUGAAGUCUACAUUCGAGCUCUAACUUUGAAUCAGAGGUCACGUGUUACUCGGUUACUUUACAGAUAAACAGCGUUUGAAGUGUGUUUUAUAGUAACUGAUGUGGUGUUUGAUCUUAGUCUUAGUUGAAAUAAAGUCUAACACGAGACGAAGAGAAAGUGUACACGCCUAAUACGUCUCCCUCGCAUGUUGUGAGCAGAAACUAAAGUAGCUACAGGUGACAGAAUGAAGGUGCUGGUGUUAAAGGAACCCCGAGAGAGCGAGAAUGAGACGGAUCCGUACAUCAAGGAGCUGGCGGCAUGUGGACACUCGGCCACACUCGUCCCCGUCCUGGCGUUUCAGUUCGUCUCUCUGGAUCAGCUAUCAUCUCGGAUAUUUCACCCAGAAAGACACGGGGGGCUCGUGUUCACCAGUCCCAGAGCGGUCGAGGCUGUGAAGCGCUGUAUUGAGAGCAGUACACGCAGAGAAGAGUGGAACUCAGUGAAAGAAGAGUGGAACGCUAAAUCUGUGUAUGUGGUGGGGAAAGCGACGGCGUCAUUAGUUGAGGCUGUGGGCCUGAAGCCGCUGGGUGAACACACGGGCACGGCUGACGUUCUGUCUCGGCUCAUCAUCGAGAGAGAAAAUGCCACAUCCCUGCCUCUGUUCUUUCCCUGCGGCUCUCUGAAAAGAGAAGUGCUGCCCACCACACUGAGACAACACGGUGUUCCUCUGGAGACCCUGACGGUCUACGAGACGGCUGAGCAUCCAGACCUGGAGAGAAACAUCACACACUACUUCAGCGAGCAGGGAGUGCCAGCCAGCGUCGCUUUCUUCAGUCCGUCUGGGGUCAAGUUUUGUCUGGAGCUGGUAAAGAAGCUCUCUGGAGAGAAACUCGACCAGAUGAAGUUUGCAGCGAUCGGUCCCACCACGGCCCAGGCUCUACAGGAAGCAGGUGUGAGCGCCAGCUGCACGGCUCAGAAACCCACACCGCAGCACCUCGCCACGGCCAUCACACACAGCCUGAGGCGUGACCUCUGACCCCUGAUCAGACGCGGUCCGUCCAAACACCUGGGACGUCAUGCCACUGAGCGAUAAGAAAUGCUUCACAGGUGUCUUGAAAAUCUCUAUACGUAUAGGAAACGAACAUCAUUAAGCAGCUACAUGCAGAGCACAAUCAGGACUGCGAGAAAUUACUGCGUGUGUGUUUAUGAAGAAGCUGAGGUCUUGUAAAAAAAAAAAAAAAAAAAGUUAUGUUUUGAAGCAAGGGAGUUGAUUUAGCGUGUGUAUGGACACUUGAGACACCCUGUUCUGUUGUCCAUGGUGGGGUGUGUGUGCACUGGACAUCAUAAGAAAAUGAUGAAUCUGUUACAAUACAAAUGUUUUACUAAUCAGUUGUAAACUGAACAAAACCACACACACACACACACACACACACACCACCAAUGAAUUUGUAAAGAUUUGCCAUAUUUCACCUUAAUUUCAAAAUGUAUUCCUAAGUACAGGAAUCAAACUGACUGAUUAUGAAACACAGAAAUCAAUAAGCAACACAUCCAUAUAAAAUGUUAGAUCACUACUAUAAAUAUUUUAUUUUGCAUACUUUAACUAAUAGUAUUCUAACAUAUUAAAACUUAUACCCCAGGAUACGUCCAUGCAUGUUUCCUAUAGAAUGAGUGUUUUUCCAGUAAUUCAUUCCUCUUCUGUUUGUUUAAGAAUCACCGCUACAUGAGUAUUUGAUGCACUGAAAUGAGUCACUGGAUUACAGUAAAUAAUUAUGAGUGUAUAAGAUACAGUACAUCAGUGUGAACACGAGUGUUACGUUCUGUUUGAAAUGAAAACGCAAAUAAAGGACAGUUUAUACUUUGA